AAUAGCAGCAACCAAAAACCCUAGGGUUAGAAAAACUGAAAAGCUCUCUUUCAGCUCGCAUUCCUUCUGUCUCGUCGCACACAGAUCCUCCCAGUCCCUUUCUUCCUUACUUCGUGCUGAUCCCAUGGCCCCAAAGAAAGAAAAAGCCCCUCCUCCUUCCUCCAAGCCAGCAAAGUCUGGAGGUGGCAAGCAAAAGAAGAAGAAGUGGAGCAAGGGAAAGCAAAAGGAGAAGGUGAACAACAUGGUGUUGUUUGACCAGGCUACCUAUGACAAGCUUCUUUCUGAAGCUCCUAAAUACAAGCUCAUCACUCCCUCUAUUCUCUCUGAUCGUUUGAGGAUCAAUGGAUCACUUGCAAGGAAGGCUAUAAGGGAAUUGAUGGCAAGAGGGUUGAUUAGGUUGGUGUCUGCCCAUUCGAGCCAGCAGAUUUACACUAGGGCGACAAACACCUAGAUCUUUUGUUAUGUUUUUGCUUAAUUAGUUCUAUGUAGUAUUGCCUUUGCUUCUACAAAUGAUUUAUUAUAUUUAAGACUUUUCUCCAGCCACUUUUCUAGAAUGUGUGAGCUUCAGUCUCCUGCUAUUUUUCUGGUUUAAUGGAGACUUUUCAGACA
Durio zibethinus is the source of this 609-nucleotide messenger RNA. Its product is annotated as small ribosomal subunit protein eS25y. Lineage: Eukaryota; Viridiplantae; Streptophyta; Magnoliopsida; Malvales; Malvaceae. The record is from RefSeq and is a predicted model, not a curated record.